Lycium ferocissimum is the source of this 903-nucleotide messenger RNA. Its product is annotated as phosphoglycerate mutase-like protein AT74. Lineage: Eukaryota; Viridiplantae; Streptophyta; Magnoliopsida; Solanales; Solanaceae. The transcript has a single exon. The record is from RefSeq and is a predicted model, not a curated record. The coding region runs from base 274 to 864 and encodes 196 amino acids. Gene Ontology annotation, molecular function: phosphatase activity.
UUUUUACUCUUUUAAGAGGGAACAAAAGAUAAAGAGCAAAAUAUCGCACAAAACCAAAAUCAGAUGGCAUGAGACACGUCAAAGUUCAAAUGUAAAAGCAUCAUCCACUGCAAUCUGCAUUCCCAGUUGAGAACGAAACCCAAGUCACCUCCUUUCCCUACCUAUUAAAUUUGACAGCGAUCCAUAACCAAUCCACCAUAUUUUUCCUCUCCCCAAAACCCUAUUUAAUGUCCACAUUUGCUGCAUAAUCGCACACCCGAUUUCGAUAGAAUAAUGAUAAAGAGUACCGUUGAUGACAACGGCCACGCCCAAAUUCCUGAUCAACAACAUCACUGCCACUGUUGCCAUUUUCUUCAUCAACAAAAGCCCAUACCAAAGUGCUUACCGAAACGCAUAAUCUUGGUUCGUCACGGCGAAAGCGAAGGUAAUAAAGACGACGCUAUGUACACCGUAACCCCUGAUUAUAGGAUCCCAUUAACUCCUAAAGGAAUUGGUCAAGCUAAAGAAGCUGGGUCCCGAAUUUUCAAUGUUGUUUCUGAUAAUGGCACGUCGGAUAAUUGGAAGGUUUAUUUCUAUGUGUCUCCGUAUGUGAGGACACGUUCUACGUUAAGGGAGAUUGGUAGGGCGUUUUCGAGAAGGAGAGUGCUUGGUGUGAGGGAAGAAUGUAGAAUUAGAGAACAGGAUUUUGGGAAUUUUCAAGUGGCGGAGAGGAUGAAAGUGAUUAAGGAGACGAGAGAGAGAUUUGGACGAUUCUUUUAUCGAUUUCCUGAGGGAGAAUCUGCUGCUGAUGUUUAUGAUAGAGUUUCCAGUAAGAUCCUUUUCUCUCCUUUCUAUGUAGUUGGGGGUCAUUUGGUAGCUGAUUAGAGUUAUGCACAGUAAUUAGUUAUAAGGAAAUCAAUAUAC